Messenger RNA from Canis lupus familiaris (dog), 2078 nucleotides. It is a transcript of the gene CLRN1, whose product is annotated as clarin 1. The transcript is spliced from 4 exons. Bases 315 to 1013 code for a protein of 232 amino acids. Gene Ontology annotation, biological process: sensory perception of sound; equilibrioception. The record is from RefSeq and is a predicted model, not a curated record. Lineage: Eukaryota; Metazoa; Chordata; Mammalia; Carnivora; Canidae.
CCUUUGUUACCAAGUGACACAAGAGAUACUCGAAGGCAGUGUGAACACUCUGUUUCACAGAUUCUUAGCCCAAAGAUUUCAAAUUAGAGAGAAACAGCAGCAGGAAAGGAGAAAAGUCAAGGAAGUGUGAUGAAGCAGCCUCCAUCCUCCUGGCGUUCUCCUGGCCAGAACCACCGACGACGGUGAGGGUGCCUAUGGGGCUGGGAUCUGUCCUUUCAGCCACUCUAAUAAAUGCAGCCAAAGGGCCAGUCACUUCUCAUCAGUCACCAAGGUCUCGUUUCUGAACCUCACCUUCACAGAAGCCAUCUCUCAUCAUGCCAAACCAACAGAAGAAAGUCGUUUUUUGCACAGCUGGGGUGCUAAGCUUCGUGUGCGCCCUCGGAGUGGUGACAGCCCUGGGGACACCGUUGUGGAUCAAAGCCACCUUCCUGUGCAAAACGGGGGCUCUGCUGGUCAAUGCCUCCGGGCAGGAGCUGGACAAGUUCAUGGGUGAAAUGCAGUACGGGCUUUUCCACGGAGAGGGCAUCAGGCAGUGCGGGUUGGGAGCCAGGCCCUUUCGGUUCUCACUUUUCCCAGAUUUGCUCAAAGUGAUCCCCGUGAGCAUCCAUGUCAACGUCAUCCUCUUUUCUACGAUCCUGGUUGUUUUAACCAUGGUGGGAACAGCCUUCUUCAUGUACAAUGCUUUUGGCAAGCCCUUUGAAACCCUGCAUGGUCCACUAGGGUUGUAUCUUUUGAGCUUCAUUUCAGGCUCCUGCGGCUGUCUGGUCAUGAUACUGUUUGCCUCCGAAGUGAAAAUCCACCACCUCUCAGAAAAAAUUGCAAAUUAUAAAGAAGGGACUUACGCCUACAAAACGCAAAGUGAAAAAUACACCACUUCAUUCUGGAUUGUUUUCAUCUGCUUUCUUGUUCACCUGUUGAACGGGCUCCUGAUACGACUUGCUGGAUUUCAGUUUCCUUUUGCGAAAUCGAAGGACACGGAGACAACUAAUGUGGCUGCGGAUCUAAUGUACUGAAAGGCAGAUAUCUCUGUGAUCCUCCAAUUCAUCUGCAGCUGACCAGAGACCACAACUGGACCUGGAACAGACCCCCCCUGCUUCUCUCCCCCACCUGCUGCCCUCAGGAGAGCGCUCAGUAAGAAGCAGAUGAUGAACAGAAUGUGCCACCAGGACCCUCAUCACAGCCGCCGGGGCUUAGGCUCCCUGCAAGAGGUCCUGAAAACGCUCAUUUAAAAAAAAAAAAAUAAUACCUUUUCCCUUUUGGGACAAUUUAUGAGAAACAAAUGACUAUUUGUAUCUCCAAUAAGUACCUUGCCCUGUUGGUGCUCUGUGGCCCACAGGCUGCCAUCAGAACACACCGUUAGUUUCCAGAUGCCUGUCCCUAAGUCCUCAUUCAGGAAAUACACCUGGAAAAUUUCUUUUUUCUUUUUUAAAGAUUUCUUUAUUUAUUUUGGCAGGCAGGGUCACAGGGAGAGGGAGAGAGAGAAUCUCAAGCAGACUCCCCGCUGAGCCCACGUAGGGCUCAAUCUCAUGACCCUGAGGUCCCGACCUGAGCCUAACCGACGGAGCCACGCAGGCCCAGCCCCAGACCUGCACCAUUUCUAGAAGAUCACAAGUCAGGCUUGCAACGAGGGGGACGUUUAUUUUAGCUCGAGCCGCUGGAGCCCAGUGCUGGAAGUCUUCACGCAACAGUUAAACCCAGAAGCAUUGGCAGCUGGGGGUGGGCAGGAAGGCACGAGGACCUUCCCCGCCGUGGGCAACUGGCGUGAGAUCCCAGAAGGCCGGGUCCCCACAUUCUCAUGUGACCUCUCUUUCUCUGCUCAGAGUUUUGAAAAAAAAAAAAAAAAAAAAAAAACUUCUAACACCAAGCUUUCUUCUUUAGGAAACAAGUCCCUGGUUGUUCUCUGUUCUGGAAGAAGAGAAAACUCGCAGCAGCGGCUGAAAAUCUAAUGAGAACCUAACAGGCAGACUAACAAUGGUCCCUGGAUGGGAAGUAGAGGCAGGGCGGCUGGUCCUUGCAAAUUGUGCCACAGACACAGAAAUAAAACAGGACACCAUCUGGGCCCUCGGAAGAGGGCACUU